Vicia villosa (hairy vetch) is the source of this 3992-nucleotide messenger RNA. RefSeq names its product putative disease resistance protein At4g11170. Gene Ontology annotation, molecular function: ADP binding. Lineage: Eukaryota; Viridiplantae; Streptophyta; Magnoliopsida; Fabales; Fabaceae. Bases 121 to 3363 code for a protein of 1080 amino acids. The record is from RefSeq and is a predicted model, not a curated record. The transcript is spliced from 4 exons. Gene Ontology annotation, biological process: defense response; signal transduction.
AAUUUAUGUAAGCAAUAAUGUGGUUAUUUAAUUUUCAUUAGAUUUCUUUAUAAUUCUCUCUUUGACUAUCUUUUGUUGUGGCUAUCUUAUGUAGAUUUUAGAGACAAAGGAAGAUCCACAAUGCACGUCACUAGUGUAUUUUUUGUUUGUCUCUUAUUCAUGUUGGCAUCGAAGGGCGAAACAACAAACACAAAUUCUUCAGAUCAAUUAGUAUUCCAACAUUUUCAUGCAGCUCAAAUUCACAAACACAAUGUCUUUCUUAGUUUUCGUGGUCUAGAUAUUCGUGAUGGUUUUCUUGCCCAUUUGAUUGAAGCUUUGUCUCAAAAGAACAUAACUUUCUUCGUAGACGAUAAGAUUAUAAAAGGAGAUGAAAUAGCAGAGUCACUUGUUGAAGCAAUUGAAACAUCAUCGAUUUCUUUGGUGAUAUUCUCUGAAAACUAUGCUUCUUCAUCGUGGUGUUUGGAUGAGAUAGUCAAAAUUGUUGAAUGUAGAGAGGAAAAGGGACAGGUUUUAUUGCCUGUUUUCUAUAAAGUGGACCCCACAAUUGUGAGGCAUCAAAAUGGAACCUAUGUAAUUGAAUUUGCUGAACACGAGAAAAAAUACAGUUCGAGCAGGGUGCAACGGUGGAGAUCUGCUUUGAAGAAAUCAUCGGCUAUCAGUGGGUUUCAUUCAUCAAAUUAUGUAAAUGAGGCAGAGCUUAUUAAAGAAAUAGUUAAAAAUGUGUUGAAGAGGUUGGAUCAUGUACGUCAAUUUAGUUCAAAACAACUUGUUGGAGUUGGAAAACAAAUUUCACGAGUGGAAUCAUUGUUAGAAGAAGAUUCACAAAAUGUUCGUGUUAUUGGAAUAUGGGGGGUGCAUGGUAUAGGUAAAACAACUAUUGCACAUGUGAUAUAUGACAGGCUCUAUUCUGAGUAUGAUGGUUCUUACUUCAAGGCUGAGGUAAGAAAAGAAUGGGGAACACAUGGAGAUGUGUACUUAAAGAAAGAUCUUCUUUCUAAUGUAUUAGGGAAAAAGGAUUUGAAAAUUGAUACACAAUAUGGAUUGCCCUAUUUUGUUGAGAGGAGGCUUCGUCGUAUGAAGGUUCUUAUUGUUCUUGAUGAUGUCAAUGAUCCACAUCAACUAGAAACUUUAAUUGGAAACCUUGAUUUGUAUGGUAAAGGUAGUAAAAUCAUCAUAACAACCGAUGACAAGCAAGUACUUACCAAGAUGGUUGCUGCUAAGGAUAUAUAUUAUGUUAAGCCAUUAGACACUAAUGACUCUCUAAGUCUUUUCAGUUUGCAUGCCUUUGAACAAAAUCAAACAUAUGAAAUGGAGUACUAUGAGUUGUCUAAGAUGAUUGUCAAGUAUGCCAAUGGAAUUCCACUUGUUCUUAAAAUUUUGGGUCAACAUCUUCAUGGACAAGAUAAAAGUAUAUGGAAGAAAAAACUAAAGACGCUUAAAAAAGCUCCAAUUAAAUACGUUCAUGAUAUUAUCAAAUUGAAUUACAAUGAUCUAGAUCGUCAUGAGCAGAUGAUAUUUUUAGACAUUGCAUGUUUUUUUGAUGGACUGCAUCUCAAAGUUGAUGACCUAAAUCUGUUGUUAAAUGAUGGUGGUUAUUCAAUAGGUUUUGAGCUAGAAAAACUGAAAAAUAAAGACCUUAUAACUAUUUCUCCAGAUGAUGUUGUAUCUAUGCACAAUAUUAUACAAGAAUCAGCUUGGCAAAUUGUUCGCGAAGAAUCCAAUUAUGAUGUUGGACAUCAAAGUCACCUACUUGAUCCUUCUGACAUUUAUGAAGUACUUGAAAAUAACAAGGGGACUAACGCGAUUAGAAGCAUAUCUACCGAAUUAUCAAUAAUUGAUGAUCUGAAGAUAAAUCCCAAAGUGUUUUCCAAGAUGAACAGACUACAAUAUCUGGAUAUUAAAAGUAAAGGAUACAAUUUUUACGUGUUUCUUCAAUUUCCAUUGAACUUGUAUCUUCCUCAAGGGCUUGAAUCUUUGCCAAACGACCUCAAAUAUCUUCGUUGGUCAUAUUACCCUCUGGAGUCUUUACCUUUUAAGUUUACUGCGGAGAAACUUGUUGUGUUGAACUUGCAGUAUAGCCAAGUGAGAAAACUUUGGCAUGAAGAGAAGGAUGUUAUGAAUUUAAAGGAUCUAAUAUUGAGUUCAUCUUUAAACCUUGUGGAGCUUCCAGACUUGUCAAAGGCUAAAAAUCUUGCAACUAUCGAUCUUCGAGCGUGUGUACGGUUGACUAGUAUACAUCCAUCAGUGUUUUCUCUCAACAAGCUUGAGAAAUUGGAUCUAAGUGAAUGUUUUUCCCUCACAAACCUCAAAAGCAACAUCCAUUCAAGUUCCAUCCGUUAUCUGUCCCUUGCUGGUUGUACUGCACUAGAGGAGUUCUCAGUAACCUCAAAGGAAAUGGUAAUUUUAAAUUUAGAAUUCACAGGUAUUAGAAAGCUACCAUCAUCAAUUGGACUACAAAAGAAACUUGAAAAGUUGAUUCUUUCACACACUUACAUUGAGAACUUGCCUAAGAGUAUCAAGCAUCUUUCAAUGCUGAGACAUCUAGAAUUACAAAAUUGUUCGAACCUUCAAAGUCUACCAAGGCUUCCGUCAUCAUUGAUAACUCUAGAUGUCAGUGGUUGUGUAACAUUGGAGGAUGUAACUUUCCCUUCAAUUUCUCUUCAAAUGUCAAAGGAAAACAAGACAAGGGUUGCCUUUUGGAAUUGCCUGAAACUGGAUCAACAUUCUCUUAAAGAAAUAGAAUUGAAUGCACAGAUUAACAUGAUAAAACUUGCACACAAGCAAAUAUCUACAUCUGGUGAUGAACACGAUUAUGAUGCUCAAGGCACAUACGUGUAUCCUGGAAGCAGUGUUCCAAAAUGGAUGAUAUAUAGGACAAAAAGUGAUUCCAUGAUUGUUGAUCUCUCUUUUGUGAAUCAUUCCUCAGAUCAAUUGGCCUUUAUUUUUUGCUUCAUUAUUCCACAAAUCAAAUCACGGGGUUCCAUUUUGAGAUUUAAUAUUAGUGUUGACAGCGAAGAUGAAAAUAUUCAACUAUACUUUGAUAGACCUAGUCUUGGAAUUAAAUCAGAUCAUGUGUAUCUAACGUAUGACCAAGGUUUGUCUCGGUAUCUAAAUAGUCGGCUGAAAAAUCAUUCAAAUUUCAAAAUUAAGGUUACAAUGGAAUCAGGAACACCGAUAUCAGGGUAUAUGGUAGAAAUGUUGUUGAGAGGAGUAGGGGUCAGCCCAUUAAAUAGCUCACAAUAUCUCAAUUUCAUCCAACACAUGGAAAUUAUUACUGAAGGUCCAAUUUAUUUACAGAGUAGGGUGGUUCAUAUACUUUUCACAAUUUGCAUAGGAUUAGUUAUAGGUUUUUUAUGCUACUAAAAUGUUUCUAAAUUGAAUGUUGCAGUAUUACUAUGCUUUUAUAUUCAAAUAAUAGUAUUUAGUAUUUUAUUUUGGUAGUCAAAGUUUGAACCUUGAAUAUAUAAUAAAUUAUAUAUCUGCUGCCGAGGCAUUUCUCAAUAGCAGUCGCGAAAUUAAAUUAUAUAUCCAUAAAUUCAUAAUGAUAUAUUACACUUUUGAAUUUCAUAUAUGUAAGUAUCGAUCCAAAUGCUGAAACUGGGAAGAACUUGUUCUACUAUUUUGUUAGUUUGGAGAAAGAGAUCCAAGAAAAUAUGAAGUCUAUGGCUGAAUGGGGGACCUGGUUGAUCAAACUUUGAAGGAUUUGUCUACGAACAUGGUUUUCUACUUUUGGUUUCUAUAUAUAUGUCACUCUACAUCAAAUUUUUAUUAAUUCUUCAGCUGCCUCUUGUAUGAAUGAGGCACAUAUAAUAGGCGUCACUAAUUGACCGAAUGGAUUGAUAAUCAUAUGCAAUAUUUUAAUUUCGAACAUGUUUUUAUCCUUUUUAGAAUGUUCUAUUCAUGUUUGAUCUUGACAUUUUUGUCUUGACCAUGAGAUUAUCUUUACUAAAAAGACUUCAUUCAAAAAACUUUCUUUUAAUCUGAACUAAAUU